Yarrowia lipolytica CLIB122 is the source of this 1407-nucleotide messenger RNA. RefSeq lists its product as uncharacterized. Gene Ontology annotation, cellular component: Golgi apparatus; membrane. Gene Ontology annotation, biological process: transport. The record is from RefSeq and is a predicted model, not a curated record. Lineage: Eukaryota; Fungi; Ascomycota; Dipodascomycetes; Dipodascales.
AUGCGUUGGACCAACAUGCUGCUGCUGGCCUCGGCGGCUGUGGCGGAAAGCACGUUCUGGGUGUCUCCGUCGGCCGAGCAAAACUGUGUCGGCAUCUACGCCGGCUCAGAAGAGUCCCCCGCCUCCAUCUCCGUCUACACCCCCAAAUUGGACAACUCGUCGGUCAUAAACUUCAUGGGCCACGAGGGCUGGAUGGCACUGGCCAUCUACAAGUAUGAAGAUCUGCCCUUCAUCGGUGACAUGGGCCGCAAGGAGUGGGGCUACAAGUACCACUGCAACAGUAUGAACGUGCAGUACAAGCUGUGCACCCACGACGAGAUUGGGCAGUAUAUCGUGAAGCAGAACUACACCGGCAACACGAUUUUCACCACCAAAGUCGACCUGCUGGAAGAUACCACCUUCAAUUAUACCGUCAACGAGACGGGGCUGUACUGCGUGACGGCCCAUCCCAAUAAUGAGAUGAACAAGUUCAUGAGCACCGUCACGGUAAAGGAUGGCAACGGGCAACUGUCAGGUUAUGACUACAACAAGUUGGCGUACCACGGAGUCAUGAGUGGGCUGUGGGCGGCGACUCUGAUUGGAUACUUGGUGCUGUGUUUCUUGCGAAAGAAUCUUCUGCCGGUCCACAAACGCCUCCUGGCCCUGAUUGCCGUCAAUCUCGCCGUCUCCCUGCUCUGGACCAUCUACAACGCCAUCUACAACGCCCAGGGACCCACAUCGUUCGUCAAGACCCUCGUUGUCAUCUCCGCGGUCAUCUCCGCCCUCAGAUGGGCCCUGUCAAUGUGGCUGGCGCUGUAUGUGGCCCACGGAAUGCACUACUUUUCCACGCCGCUGAUCCAGAGCGCGAAAAAGAAGGCGGUGGCGGUAACUGCGACCUUCUGGGUGUUUGAAUCCAUCGUCGCCUCCAUGUUCUAUCUCAUCGGCAUGGUCCAGGGCACCUAUGUCCGAAUGGCCAUUGGCGCCUGCCUGUGUUUUGUGCUCUACUCCACCCUCUACAUUUUCUACAAUAUCUACUCCUGGAUGAACCACACCCAAAAGAGCUAUAUUGACGAAAACAUGAGCGUGCAGAUUGACCAGAUUUCCAAGCUGCGGGCCGUCUACCUGGCCUUCUUGCUCCUCUUUGCCUUCAUGGUCCUGUUCAACAUCAUGGUCCUCCUGCGAGGAAGCAUUGUCGGUAGUACUCUCAACCUCAUUCAGACGACCAAUAUCGCCUGGGUCAAUGAGUGGAAGUACCGGUGGUUUUUUGUGCACGACUGGAUCGAGCUCGCCAACUUGCUCGUCGUCCUAGCGGCCCUGUGGGUCCUGAGACCAUCUCGAUACUUUAACCAGAUGAUGGACGGCAGUGGCCAGAUUAGCCAGAAGGACUACGACGAGUUUGAGCUCGACGAAUAUGACGAGGGUGUUUGA